Molecule: messenger RNA, 1941 nt
Organism: Arctia plantaginis
Lineage: Eukaryota; Metazoa; Arthropoda; Insecta; Lepidoptera; Erebidae
Source: the annotation of a GenBank genome assembly
AUGAAUUAUGAAAGUUUAAUAAAACAUGAGAUGAUGUUCCCUACCAACCAUAAGACUAUAUUUGUUUUGGACCACACGCCUUACUUUGGAAUAUCUUCUGAAAGUCCAAUAGAUUUCGAUGUCCCUAAAAACCGGGGUUAUCUUCCUGUACCACCGAUUUGUAAGUCUUUAUGGACAUGUAGUGUAGAAGCUGCCGUUGAGUACUGUCGUAUUGUAUGGGAUCUUUUUCCAGACGGAAAAUUGGUCCGGUUUGUAGUGAGUGAUUCAGCUGCACAUAUCCUAAACACUUGGGCAGUAUCACAACAGAAUCUAACUCAUAUUUUAAAUGGCUUAUGCCUAGUGGGCCCAGUGCGUCGCGGAGCUGGUGGUGAUGUUGCGGGCUUAUGUGCUGCUAUACAAGCACUAGGGGAGCCCUCACCCGCACAGGCUGCAAGACCUACUGAUCGCCAUUUUCAGAAUCACGGCCGUAUAAUUUGUAUAACUAGUGCUAGAGAUGACGAUUCCAUUAGAAGUUUAGCAGAAAUCGCGCACAACACACUUGUACAACAGAACAAGAAAGCUGCGAUAACACCACAAGCAUCUACUUCAGAAUCGACGAGUACGACCCCUCAAUCUUUGGUGGUGCAUUACUGUCAUUUAGUAAUAAUCAAUGUAACACCAGAAAAUGCAGAUAUCAGAGUUACUAACCAACCACUCACAGAAAUGGGAGGUGGCAUAAUCGGUGUGGAAGUCAUAGUGUCACGGGCAAGUGCGUUAGCGAAUCUCCUCGGCCGUCUGGUACUGCCACACUACCGGCUUGCCACUACCACGGUUACUGGGAUUCCUAUGAAGGAAGAACAAAACGCAAGUUCCAGUGCGAACUAUGACGUGGAAAUAAUACACCCAGCAGAAGCGCAUACUGGUUUAAGGGCAUCACAAACACCCGCUGAAGCAGCUGAAUCUGUUGUAUUGAGAUGGUGGACACCACGUGGUGCGGAGGGUGGGGCUGGAGGCUGUUCAGGUGCGCUAUGGCGAGUUACCCCAGCUGAUGUAGCUUCGCGGCCUUCCGCCUGUCUCGUCAAUUUCCUUCUUAAUGGACGCUCAGUCACGCUUGAAGUGCCUAGGAAAGGAGGUGGACGGUCAGCGUCCCACGUGUUAGCGGCUCAGGGCGGUGAGUUGUGGAUUGGAGCAUUAGGUGGCCGUACGCCUUAUGACGACCCACCUGCGUUGUCUGAAGGUGCUGGUGGAAGGGUAACAGAUUAUAGAAUAAAGGAAUUCGGUGCUUUAAUGCAACAGAACAGGUUGUACCCGAUGCGCGGGCCCGGCGCCAACGGGCGGGCGCGAGCGCGCCUCCAGCGCCACACCACGUACUGGCCCCUCACUAUAUCCUCCACGCUCAUCUUCAAUCUAGGAUCUGUGUUAGAGCCCCUCACCCGACUUGUGGUACAAGAGACUCUAACAGACGAAGAAGUGGAUACUUGUCGAAACGUGCUACUGUCGCUACUCAGUAUGGAGUCUCGCCAUGAGUUUCCGACCUCGCAGCUACCUUCUAACAUGAGAGGCAAGUCGAUGGGUCGGCGCGAGGAGCUGUGGCGCCAGGUGUGGGCGGAGCUGGAGGCGCUGGUGCGCGCGCACGCGGCCGCGCCGCAGCACCGCGCGCUGCUGCGCGUGCUGCUCGACUGUCGCGCGCAUAACAACCACCCCGCCGACGGCGAAUCUCGUGCUACAGUUAUCAGAGCGACCACCGACUCGCCGCUGUCGCCGGUGGGCGCGGGCAACGGCGCUAACGGCGGCGGCGCCGGCGCCGGCGGCGACGUGUGGGCGCCGCGCAACGCCCUGGACGCGCUGCUCGGCGCGCCGCGGCCCGCGCGCCGCCCCGACUUCGCGGGACGCAUGGCGGCCGGCACCAGGGUCGCCACGCUCUACCCCAAUCUGAACAAGGAGGUUGAAACGCAACAUUAG